This is a messenger RNA of Suillus plorans, 1113 nucleotides long. RefSeq lists its product as uncharacterized. The transcript has 5 exons. Bases 1 to 1113 code for a protein of 370 amino acids. The record is from RefSeq and is a predicted model, not a curated record. Lineage: Eukaryota; Fungi; Basidiomycota; Agaricomycetes; Boletales; Suillaceae.
AUGGACCAGGCAGACCUCUCUCAAUUACGCACUGAAUUCAUAAAGUUGGCCAAUGACCUGGCCAGCUCCCGGCUGCGCGGAAUCGACUUGGAAGAUUUGAAGCUUCCAGAGGACUCUGAACUUGAACUUCGCCUCAAAAAAAGAGAUAAAUUCAUGGCAAAAGUCAAGGCGUUCUUGGGCAGUUGCGAUGGAUUCUUGCAGCCUCUCGCAGGCAUGAGUCCGAUCGCAGCUCCCUUGUAUGGUGGCCUGAAGUGUAUCGUCACAGUUAUUUACGGUUUAAACGACGUCUUGGAUGGUCUCCCCCUAAUCAUCCGAUCCGAGCGGACGACAAACCUUUCCGAGCAACGUCACGCAAUCAUCUCGGCUUUCAAGGCAUUUAUCGCCUUCAUGCAAAUUCUGAGGGACUAUAUAGGCGCAAAGACUUGGGUAGUCAAGAGGAUUGCCAAGUCUCCGAAUAUACCGGGCAAGCUUCGGACUGCAAGAGAAGAGAUGCGAGCGGCCCUUCAUUCGGCACACUUCGGAACUUUCGUCGCUUAUGUGGAGAAUGAGCAACGAUGGUAUAUUUCUCACGUGAUUGACACAAUUCAGAAGAAGGAGGAGGAUGCUGGUCACCGUGGAGUAUUGCUUUACUACUUCUGUGGAGCGGAUCCCGCAGCAGAUCAGUAUUCCGAUGUACGACAAGAGGCUUCGUCAAAAGCAAUCCUCAUGACUUUAUUGCGGCAAAUUGUGUCGGCAUGCCAUCACAGCAUAGCGGGUUUUGGCGAGGUGCUGGAGUAUGUGGACUAUGAGCGCAACGAGCUUUCAGAGAAGGGGCUGCGGACACGGAUUGCAAAUUUACUGGAGUCGUUCGACACGGUCAGGAUCAUCAUUGACGCCGUAGAUUGUUGCGAAAACCGUGCAUUUCAGCAGGACGGAUUGAUCCCAUGGAUACUUAACAACAUGCCUGCGCAUGCGUAUAUCCUUCUUACCGCAUGCCGAAAUCCGUACGUGACCAGUUUGCUCGAUGGGCUGCCCACGAUAGCUAUGGGAAGUGACAGCACUACACAAUCCGAUCUUGAGGCGUACGCGCGUCACGUCACUCAACUUUACAUAGGGGAGGCUAUACUGUCAUAA